Messenger RNA from Gadus chalcogrammus (walleye pollock), 2218 nucleotides. RefSeq names its product bestrophin 1 (gene best1). Gene Ontology annotation, molecular function: chloride channel activity. The record is from RefSeq and is a predicted model, not a curated record. The transcript has 9 exons. NCBI's taxonomy places the organism in Eukaryota, Metazoa, Chordata, Actinopteri, Gadiformes, Gadidae. The coding region runs from base 1 to 2142 and encodes 713 amino acids.
AUGACGGUGACCUACUCCCGCUGCGUGGCGGACGCGGGCCUCGGGACCUUCUCCCGUCUGCUGCUGCGCUGGAAGGGCAGCAUCUACAAGCUCCUGUACCGGGAGCUCAUCCUCUUCACCGUGCUCUACUGCUUCUUCAGCUGGCUGUACAGGUUCGUGUUGAACGAGCAGCAGAAAAGACAGUUUGAAAACCUAUCGAUGUACUGUGACCGCUAUGCUGAGCUCAUUCCUGUGUCCUUUGUGCUCGGGUUCUACGUCACCCUGGUUGUGUCUCGCUGGUGGGGUCAGUUCGAGAGCGUCCCCUGGCCCGACCGGCUGGCGGCGCUGGUGGGGGCCCACGUCCGCGGCGUGGACGAGAGCGCCCUCCUGACCCGGCGCACGCUGAUGCGCUACGCCAACCUGUCGGGCGCGCUCAUCUACCGCUCCGUCAGCACGGCCGUGUACAAGAGGUUCCCCACCAUGGAGCACCUGGUGCAGGCCGGCCUAAUGACCCAAGAGGAGUUGAGGCACCUCGAGGCCCUGCCCUCCCCUCACAACAAGUUCUGGGUCCCAUGCAUGUGGUUCGUGAACCUGGCCCUGCGUGCCCGCACUGAGGGUCGCAUCAACAAUGACGUGGCCCUGACCGCCAUCCUCGCAGAGUUGAACAGUUUGCGGACAAAGUGCAUGAAGCUGUACGGCUAUGACUGGAUCAGCCUGCCUCUGGUCUACACUCAGGUGGUGACCGUGGCUGUGUACAGCUUCUUCCUGGCUUGUCUGAUUGGUCGGCAGUUCUUGGACCCCGCCCAGGGCUACCCGGGUCACGACCAGGACUUCUAUCUGCCUGUCUUCACUCUGUUGCAGUUCUUCUUCUAUGUUGGCUGGCUGAAGGUGGCUGAGCAGCUCAUAAACCCCUUCGGCGAGGACGAUGACGACUUUGAAACCAACUGGCUAGUGGAUCGUAACUUGCAGGUGUCCUUACUGUCUGUGGAUGAGAUGUAUGACAGCCUGCCUGUGGUGGAGAGAGAUAAGUACUGGAACGAGUCCGAACCUCAGCCUCCGUACACCGCAGCCAGCGCUGAGCACCGCAAACCCUCCUUCAUGGGCUCGGCGCUCGAUAUCAGUAUGCCCAAGGAGGACAUGGAGUUCCAGCCCAACCUGGAGCAGAUCAAGGAGCACGAGGAGGCCAGCUACUCCACCCCACUGCUGGGGGGCCUGGGCCGGCUGCUGGGCGUCCAGUCGCCCAGCUUCCCCCGCUCCUCCAGGGUGCCCCUCCUCCGCCGUCGCCCGGGGGCCCCGCUGAGCCGCAUCCCGCCGUACCUGCACCCCGCGGGGGGGGCCCGAAACCACGGCCGCCACGCCGCCCACCCGGACCAGGACCCUGACUACCACUUCUCCUCCAUGCCCCUGUACGAGAGGCCGGGUUUCUACAGCUGUCCGCAGACCCCCAUCCACUGCGUGCCCCCCGCCGUGCAGCGGCCGCGGCCCCCGCGCAGAACGCCGGGGGACUGGGAGCGCAGCUGCAGCUCGCUGGUCCCCCCAGUCACGCCCACCACCCUGCCCCCCCCGCCCUCCUCGGCCUUCCCCUGGCUGACGGCCGACGGCGAGGUGCCCACGGCCCCGGCCUUCUCCUUCCCCGACCCGGCGCCGGUGCUCUGGCCCAUCUCUAAACUCAGACCGGGACAGGGCCUGCUGUCCCGACGCCCGCUGCCCCCUCACCUCACCCUGGACACCCCGCACCCGGCCGACAGCCAGCCCGGGACACCCAGCGGGUGGGCCACGGGCAGUCCGGGGGAGCGGGGGUUGAACGUCCCCCCUCGUAACGCUACAGGGAACGCCAGUAAUCCCAGCAACAGCUCAACCAGCCUGGUCACACCCAGCCACCUGAGCACGAACGCUGCUGCCAACCUCUGCCCCGGGACGACCCACGGCACCCUGGGUAGCCACGGUAACUUCAACAGCAGCCUACGAGAAGGUAACGGGGCGAGCAACGGAGGGCUGAGCAACACAACGAACACUGUUUCCCCUUCAGGGUCGUCUCUGCAAGUAGCGAAUCCACGGCACUCACCCAACGAUUCAGGGAUCUCAUUGGCUGAAGGUGACCUGCUGGGCGCUCUCCUGGAGAGUCAGAAGAGCAGAGCUUCUGGACCGAGGGAACAGGACUAAGGCAGGUCACCUUCCGCAUGGUUUUUCAAGACGGCAAUUACAUUAGAUAGGUAAUGAUUGAAAUAAGUGUUAACUG